AUGGCGUGGGAGCGGGACUUCCGGCGCUCCUUGUCUGAGUGGCUCUCGUCGUUCACCCGUUCCCGGCCUCAGUGUCGCUUGGGGGGCGCUGAGAAAGGGAGGCCCGGGUGGACUAAGGAGCUUCCCUUCAGUGGGACCUGCGACGUGUGCUGUUCCGAACUCUUGCAAUUUUGGCAGGGCCGUGUGGUCUUUGAGGACGUGGCCAUAUUUUUCUCCCAGGAGGAGUGGGGCCUCCUUGAUGAAGCUCAGAGACACCUGUACCAUGCUGUGAUGACGGAGAACUUGGCGCUUCUGUCCUCUCUGGGUUUUUGGCCUGGAGCCCAGGAUGAGGAGGCACUUUCUGAACAAGGUGUUUCUGUCAGAGUGUCAGAGGUCAGGACACUAAAGCCGGGUCUGUCCACCAGGAAGGCCCUGCCCUGUGAGAUGUGUGACCCAGUCUCCAAAGACCUUUUGCACCUGCCUGAGCACAGCACUGAUCAAGGGCUGUAUGUUUGUAGAAUGAACCUUUCCCAGCACCAAAAGGGGCAGAUGAGAGACAAACUUUCCAGAAGAGAUGAGAGGAGGGCUUCACUCCUGACCAACAGCAGCGAGCACAUGGCAGAGAGGACCUGGAUGUGCAGCGGAGACAGGAAGGAGUUCCACAGCAGCACAGGCCCCCUCCAGCAGCUGGCCCUGCACAGUGUGGGGAAGCCACACAGAGACCCUGAGGGCAGGGAGGUCAUCAGCAGUGGACAAAACAAUUACAAGUGCGCUCAGUGUGGGAAAGCCUUCAGUCGAAAACAGACACUUGCUGAGCACCAGAAAAUCCACAUGGGUGUAAGGCCUUAUGAGUGCAGCAACUGUGGGAUGGCUUUCAUUAGAAAGUUUCACCUUGUCCAGCACCAGAGAAUCCACACUGGGGAACGGCCUUUUCAGUGCAGUGACUGUGGGAAACGCUUUAGGUACAACUCCACACUCAUUAGUCAUCAGAGAGUUCAUACUGGAUUAAGCCCUUAUGAGUGCAGCAAAUGCGGGGAAUUCUUCAAGUACAAUGCCAACUUCAUAAAACAUCAGAGACUUCACGAUGGAGAAAGCCCUUAUGAGUGCAGAGAAUGCGGAAAAUUCUUUAGGUACAACUAUCGACUGAUAAGACAUGGGAGAGUUCAUACUGGAGAGAGACCUUACGAAUGCAGUGAAUGUGGGAAAUUUUUCAGGUACAGCUCCACAUUCAUUAGACAUCAGAGAGUUCAUACUGCAGAAAGGCCUUACAAGUGUAAUGAAUGUGGGAAAUUCUUUAGGUAUAACUCCACACUCAUUAAGCACCAGAGAGUUCACACCGGAGAAAGGCCUUAUGAGUGCAGUGAAUGUGGGAAAUUCUUCAGGUACACCUCCACCCUCCUUAGGCAUCAAAGAAUUCAUACUGCGGAAAGGCCUUAUGAGUGCAGCUUGUGUGGGGAAUUCUUCAGGUACAGGUCCAAGCUUAUUAAACACUGGCAAAAUCACACUGGAGAAAGGCCUUACGAGUGCAGUGAAUGUGGGAAAUCUUUUAGGUACCACUGCAGACUCAUUAGACAUAAGAGAGUCCACAGUGGAGAAAGGCCUUACGAGUGCAGCGAGUGUGGGAAAUUCUUUCGGUACAACUCCAACCUCAUGAAACACUGGAGGAAUCACACUGGAGAGAGGCCUUACGACUGCAGCGAGUGUGGGAAAGCCUUUAGCCACAAGCAUAUUCUUGUGGAGCAUCAGAAAAUCCAUACUGGAGAAAGACCGUAUGAGUGCAGCGAAUGUCAGAAGGCCUUCAUUAGGAAGUCCCACCUCGUUCAUCACCAGAAAGUCCACACUGAAGCCAGUGUGAGUGCCCUUAAUGUGGCGAAUUCUUUAGAUACAACUCCAACCUCCUUGAGCAGAGAAUUCACGGCGGUAAAGACCUUACGAGUUCAGAGAAUAUGGUAAAUUCUUUGGGUACUACUACAAGCUCCUGACACUGGAGAAGCGCCUUAUGAGUUGAUCUCAGAGUCAGCCUUAUGACCAUAUGAGGACAGAAAGUAUGGGAAAUUGUUUGGUACAGCUUCCCACUCAUUAGACAUCAGGAGUUUGCACUCGAGGAAGGCCUUCUGAGUGCAGUGAAUAUAAGUCUUUGGGUGAAACCUCAGCCCCGUUACACAUGAGGGAUUUCACAGCAGGGAAAGGCCUUACAAGUGCAGCAAAAAUGGGCACAUGUCCAACCAACACUUCCACCACAUUCAGCACCAAAAAGUUCACACCAGUGGGAGUGCUGCAAAUGGGGGAAGACUUCAGCAAAAUGGAUGCUCUCAGCUAUCCCUAGGAAGUACUCUAAUAUAGUGUCCUUUUUGUUUGUUUUUACAUUUUUGAUGGUGGUAAAAUACAUAUAAGAAAGUUUACCCUCUAUCUUUUUAAUUUUACAGUUAGUGUGUUUAAAAAUUCAUAUAUUUGUGCAGCUCACCUCCAGAGUUCUCAUCUUGCAGAAGUGAAACUAAACCCACUAAACAACAGCUCUUCCUGCUCCCUCCCUACCGGACCUGUCUCUCUGAAUUUGAUUGCUCUGGACACUUGGCGUAGUUGCAUUCAUACAUUUUCCAUCUCUCUUCUGCUAGCCCGUGGGACGUGAAGCAUCUGUUGGUGUGUCCUUCUGUUCUGGCAGGAGUCAGGGCUCAGCCACCCGAGACACAGGGCCGGCUGCUGGUGGGGUCAGUGCUAUCUGCUAGAUGUGAAUGAUACUUAUACAGGAGAUCUAGAUUUUAUGGAAUCUUUAUUACAGCUUUAUUGAGGUAAUAAUGAACAUUAAGCUGCAUUUAUGAAAAGGGUAAAAUGUAUUUUCACAUAUGUCUGCAUAAUGGGACCACCAGCAAAGUCAUGACAAUGAACAUGUCCCUUAGAGUCUCCACUGGCCCCUUUGUAUCCUGUCUCUCCCAGCCCUAGCCAAUCUGCCUUCUCUAGGUAGAAACUGUAGUUUGUAGUUUCUAGAACUUUUUAUAAGUGGAAUCCUACAAUUACUCUUGUAUGGUUGCUUUCACUAAGUGCGUAUGUAUAGUUUUAGUUUAAUCCAUGUUGUGUGUGCAAAAGCAUGGCACCAAAUAAGAAUAAGCAAGGCUGUUAUGUAUUAGAGCCGCACGUUCUGACAGUCGCUCUGAGAAAAAGUUGUUUAAAUUGGGAAAGUAGAGUUUAAGUAAAUUUAAAUUCAGUUUCAUAGGAAAUGAUUAUCUAAAAAAUUUUUGAACCAUCUGCCUUUUGCACAAGCUCCCACUGACACAUCUUUCUAGAUUUUUCUUAUUUGACUUUUUUUUUCUUGUAGUGUCCUCCAGCUAUGUCUUUGUGUCAUAAAAGUUCUUAGCACAUUCUAGCAUUCAUCAUUUUU
Vicugna pacos (alpaca) is the source of this 3355-nucleotide messenger RNA. The record is from RefSeq and is a predicted model, not a curated record. NCBI's taxonomy places the organism in Eukaryota, Metazoa, Chordata, Mammalia, Artiodactyla, Camelidae.